Molecule: messenger RNA, 1230 nt
Organism: Jaculus jaculus (lesser Egyptian jerboa)
Lineage: Eukaryota; Metazoa; Chordata; Mammalia; Rodentia; Dipodidae
Gene: Zglp1
Product: zinc finger GATA like protein 1
Exons: 5
Coding region: 219-1037 (272 amino acids)
Biological process (GO): oocyte development; spermatogenesis; regulation of transcription by RNA polymerase II
Cellular component (GO): nucleus
Molecular function (GO): zinc ion binding; sequence-specific DNA binding
Source: RefSeq, a predicted model, not a curated record
CAAGCAGUGAACAGAUCUGGAAGGAUCUAGAUGGUCCUUGAUCCUCAAGGGUGGGCAUGAUUCGGAAAGAGGAGGGGGACCACGCCCCACCCAGGUGGGGCUCCUUGCUCCUGGUGCGUGAGGAGACGUGCCCUCACGUGGCGACAGCCACGCCCAGGUGGCGCCCAUCUUCAUCUGACUUAUUCGUGGGGGGGGCGGGGCUAUGAGAGUCGGGAGCCAUGGAGGAUGAUCCACCUCGGCACUUGGUGCUCCUGCAAGAGCUCCUGGUGCCUCCCUGUCUGGACCCCGAGUCACCCCCGGAGAGCAGACUCCCUAUUCAGAUGGAGCCCCGAACCUUGAGAUGUCUCAGACCCCGUGGCAGGUCCCUGUGGCCUGCAUGCCAAGACUCCGUCACUGCUCUGCCCUCCCGUCAAGAGAAAGACAAGGGGCUGACUGAGUCUUCCUCCCCAGUCCCCCAGGCCCUGGGGACCUGCUGGGAGCUAGUGGCCCUAGGUACUUCAGUUCCUCUAAAUAUGUCCAAGAAUUCUAAGAACACCAAGAGGUCAGUCAUCCGGAAGUACUACAGCCUGGAGCCGCCUGGCGUGUCUCCAGCCUCACCCCAGAGAAGACCUCGGAAGCAGCCGAACCCCCGCAUGGGCACUGAGAAAGUGGACCCAGGAUUCAAGGGGGUGACCCUGGAGUUUCAGAUACAGCCGGAUUCCAGUCUCCAGAUUGUUCCCACCUACAGCCUGCCCAGCAGCAACCAUGCCCAGGAAUCUCCCACAAGCCCUACCAGGGACCUGGGGCCCAGUCCUGGAAGCAGUGAGGCCCUAGAGCCCCGGCGCUGUGCUUCCUGUAGGACCCAGAGGACCCCACUCUGGAGAGAUGCUGAAGAUGGGACUCCCCUAUGCAAUGCCUGUGGUAUCAGGUACAAGAAGUAUGGUACCCGCUGCUCCAGUUGCUGGCUGGUUCCCAGGAAAAGUGUCCAGCCCAAGAGGCUGUGUGGCAGAUGUGGGGUGUCCCUGGACCCCCACAAAGGCCCAACUGAAGAAAUGUAAGCACUUUGCCACCCAGCAAAGCCAGUUUCUACCUCAGUUUCUCCAGAGGGAGAGUGGGUAGAACUCCUAGAAAAUAUCCCAGUUGCCUCCUCUCUGGCAUCUUCCAGGAGGGAUCCCAGUGGGAGAGCCAGACCUCCUGCCCCAAACUCUACCCACCCCUUCUCCAAACAGGCUUGGCUGGACCUCAAAUAAA